This is a messenger RNA of Maniola jurtina (meadow brown), 1082 nucleotides long. RefSeq names its product peroxisome biogenesis factor 2 (gene Pex2). NCBI's taxonomy places the organism in Eukaryota, Metazoa, Arthropoda, Insecta, Lepidoptera, Nymphalidae. Bases 129 to 971 code for a protein of 280 amino acids. The record is from RefSeq and is a predicted model, not a curated record. Gene Ontology annotation, molecular function: zinc ion binding. The transcript has 5 exons. Gene Ontology annotation, cellular component: peroxisomal membrane. Gene Ontology annotation, biological process: protein import into peroxisome matrix.
AAUGACAGAAGAAAUUGACAUUAAAGUGUCAAACAAAAUUAUUUAGAAUUUUGAUAAAAUAAAAAUAUUCAUCAUUCUUAUCAAUUUUCAUUAUUAAACUUGUUCUUAAUUUCUCAAUCUUAAUUACUAUGUCUAUAACAUACAUACCUCGCGUUACACAGCUGGAUUCCAUUCAAUUAGAUAAGGAAUUAGAGGACUUAUUAAAAAACUUACUUUUUCAGGCAACGAAAUAUUUUGAACCUGGUGUACUGCAACCAAUUUUGCCUGAACUAGACCUACUUAUUCGAACAUGGAUAUUUAAAAAUUCAGUAUGUGACAAAUCAAGUACAUUUGGCCAGCAAAUGUUGUCUCUGAAAUACAAGACUGACAAUUUUUCUAGAAGAAAAUUAUAUUGGUACUUCUUUUACACUAUUUGGUUGAGAUAUAUGAGAGACAGGGCAAUGUACAGUUUCACAUCAAAUAUGAAUAUACAGAACUUUUUCAAUAAAAUGGAGACUUUUCAGUUGAUUUGUGAGAUAAUCAAUUUUCUCCGCUUUAUACAAAGUGGUAAACAUCCAGCGCUUAUUGAUUUCAUACUAGGUUUUGAAUUGACAGCAGAUAAACUGACAAGAGAAGAUCUUACUGAUUUUUCUUGGACUAGGGAGUUACUGUGGCACAAUCUUAUAGAAUUAAUAGGCACUGUGCUUUCCUUAGUGAACAUGUUUGGUUUGAGGCAAAGAAUGUCAAAAAUGUUAAAAUACAUGUGGUGGAGGAAUCAGACGGGUCGAGCGUCCAAAGGCAGUGUUGCCACAAUGACAUUACAAACCACAUGUGCAUGUUGUUCAGAAAAACCUAUAUUGCCUCAUGUUAUGGGAUGUUCCCACGUCUUUUGUUAUUAUUGCUUGAUGGCCAAUAAGACUGCAGAUCCAGAUUUUGUAUGUCCAAAGUGCUACUACAAUGGAAAACAAGUAACGAAAUUUCUUAUGAUGUAAUUCAGAUUUAUUUAAUGUUAACUGUUUAUGUACAUAAUAUACAUAGCUUUAAGUAAGGGAUAAUUUGUGAUAAUAGGAUAAUUAGUAUAAAAUAAAAACCAAUGUUAUUUU